Messenger RNA from Pseudomassariella vexata, 805 nucleotides. RefSeq lists its product as uncharacterized. The transcript has a single exon. Bases 91 to 621 code for a protein of 176 amino acids. Lineage: Eukaryota; Fungi; Ascomycota; Sordariomycetes; Amphisphaeriales; Pseudomassariaceae. The record is from RefSeq and is a predicted model, not a curated record.
GUUUUGCUUUGGUCUCAGGGGUUCGUUAUCAGAUCCUGCCCGCUAAACCAAUCAAAUGCACCAAUUGCUGGGCUGAAUUGAGCUGUCGCCAUGUGUCUCCCGUCUCCAGAGCCGACCCCGUGGUGUCCCACUUGCCUGCAUUUGAUGGACGCGACUUUGUGGGAGGCUACAAUCCCACAUACUUGGAAUCAAUUCCCGGUUGUCUUGACAUGCAUCACACAAACAAGCUUAUCUAGUGAGCGGGCUGCGGCCUCAGGAGGAGUCACGCCGGACGAGUCACCACCCCUAGAACGCCUUCGUCAUAACACAGGUCCGGAUACUGGAUGCCGGAUGCCGGAUGCCAAUGCUCAUCGCGGGCGCUGGAACUGGAAGGUCGUAACAGCGGGGCGGGAAAGUAUACCGCCAUGUCGGAUCGCAAGGUUCCUCCUACCGCGUCCUCCACAAAACUUGCUUGCACUCCGUCAAAACAAGAGCAAAAAUGGGUGUGGUUCGGAGUUGCCUGAGUCAGUCGUUGGCUGCGGAUGUGCCUCUUCUGACUCUGCGUAUAAUGUUUCUGCGCACUUGUUUGCAUUGGGACUGGCGCUUGUCCAAGCAGAAAGUGCUGAUAGAAGGUUGAUCUAAAACCUCGGAGAGCUUACAGCCCUGCAGCAGGGAAUCCUGCAUGCACUUUGCUUGAUGAAGUGGAUACCGUAUUUGAGGGCGGUGAACCAAGUGGACAUCCACCCACGCUUUCGAAUUUAUCGCAGCGCAUUUCAUUUCAUGGUACGCCCACUGGCAAUAGUCGAGGGUCGUCUUUGAGUUCCGU